Phyllostomus hastatus (greater spear-nosed bat) is the source of this 1551-nucleotide messenger RNA. RefSeq names its product tripartite motif containing 54 (gene TRIM54). The record is from RefSeq and is a predicted model, not a curated record. Gene Ontology annotation, molecular function: zinc ion binding. Bases 352 to 1437 code for a protein of 361 amino acids. The transcript is spliced from 9 exons. NCBI's taxonomy places the organism in Eukaryota, Metazoa, Chordata, Mammalia, Chiroptera, Phyllostomidae.
UGAGGGACAAACAGUGCUGCCCAUAGAGUGAACGAGAGUCCUUUGGGGAACAAAAGGAGAGAUUUCCAGGGGCAGAGCUACGCAGGGAGUGAGGGACCGAAAGAGCUGCAUGUGUCUGGCUGGGUAGAAAGCAAAGAAGAGAGAGACGAGAAGUGUCUGAAAACAGCUCUCCGAGGACGAGGUGCAUUUCAGAGAAAGGCACAGGAGAGAUAGCGGAGCUAUUUCAAGAGCGAGCAACAAAAGGGAACGUAAGCAUCCGCAGGCUGUCUAACGUACACGAGGAAGGGUCCAGAGGCAGUGAGGGAAGGCCAGGGCCAGGGCCAAGGCCGGGUAGGCACCAUCACUGAGGGGAUGAACUUCGCAGUGGGUUUCAAGCCGCUGCUAGGGGAUGCACACAGCAUGGACAACCUGGAGAAGCAGCUCAUCUGCCCCAUCUGCCUGGAGAUGUUCUCCAAACCGGUGGUGAUCCUGCCCUGCCAGCACAACCUGUGCCGCAAGUGCGCCAAUGACGUCUUCCAGGCCUCGAACCCUCUAUGGCAGUCCCGGGGCUCCACCACUGUGUCUUCGGGAGGCCGUUUCCGCUGCCCGUCUUGCAGGCAUGAGGUUGUCCUGGACCGACAUGGUGUCUACGGCCUGCAGCGAAACCUGCUAGUGGAGAACAUUAUCGACAUUUACAAGCAGGAGUCUUCCCGGCCACUGCACUCCAAGGCUGAGCAGCACCUCAUGUGUGAGGAGCAUGAAGAGGAGAAGAUCAAUAUCUACUGCCUGAGCUGUGAAGUGCCCACCUGCUCUCUCUGCAAGGUCUUUGGCGCCCACAAGGACUGUGAGGUGGCCCCACUGCCCACCAUUUACAAACGCCAGAAGAGUGAGCUCAGUGACGGCAUCGCGAUGCUGGUGGCGGGCAAUGACCGUGUGCAAGCCGUGAUCACGCAGAUGGAGGAGGUGUGCCAGACCAUCGAGGACAACAGCCGGAGGCAGAAGCAGCUGCUAAACCAGAGGUUCGAGACCCUGUGCGCAGUGCUGGAGGAGCGGAAGGGUGAGCUGCUGCAGGCGCUGGCGCGGGAGCAGGAGCAGAAGCUGCAGCGCGUCCGGGGCCUCAUCCGCCAGUACGGAGACCACCUGGAAAGUUCCUCUAAGCUCGUGGAGUCUGCCAUCCAGUCCAUGGAGGAGCCGCAGAUGGCGCUGUAUCUGCAGCAGGCCAAGGAGCUGAUCAAUAAGGUCGGGGCGAUGUCAAAGGUCGAGCUGGCAGGACGGCCGGAGCCCGGCUAUGAGAGCAUGGAGCAAUUCACCGUGAGCGUGGAGCACGUGGCGGAAAUGCUGAGGACCAUCGACUUCCAGCCGGGCGCUUCCGGGGAGGAGGACGAUGACGAGGUGGUGUUUGAUGGAGAAGAGGGCAGCGCGGGGCCGGAGGAAGAGCGGCUGGAGGGCCUGCACUGACCCUCCCCCUGCGGGGGGACCCGCGCUCCGGUCCUGGAGGAUCUGCGCAGAGACCACCGCGCCCCCCGCCCCAGUUCAGCGGGGAAAGCUCAAUAAAGGGUUGACGCACCCCAA